Messenger RNA from Bombyx mori (domestic silkworm), 2931 nucleotides. RefSeq lists its product as uncharacterized. NCBI's taxonomy places the organism in Eukaryota, Metazoa, Arthropoda, Insecta, Lepidoptera, Bombycidae. The coding region runs from base 148 to 813 and encodes 221 amino acids. The record is from RefSeq and is a predicted model, not a curated record. The transcript has 5 exons.
AGUCUCACGCGGGAUCACGAUCGAAGCAGACGCGUUCACACCAAUUUAACCUACUUCAAAAGUUUACUUGCUUAAUUAAUAAGUAAAAAUAAUUUCAUUGCAUUAUUAUCAGCUUUGUUGUAUUAUCUGUGUGGUGUCAUCAUCAACAUGUUAUUCUUAGUGCUCAGUGCCAUUUUCAUAGCAAGUAGCGGAGGCACGCAGCUGGAAACUGACAGCUGUGAUUCUGCCGACCUUAACGUUUGUAUAGAACUGAUUCCCAAGACGCCUGUCGGAUUACCCAGAAACAAAAACGAACUAGACGCACAUUGCAAGGCCUACCACAUUGGAAUGCGAUGUAUGGAUGCUUGGAUUAGAAAGUGCUUGCCCACUGACGGACAAAAGAUACUACAGCAGCAAAUCGGAGGAGCACGCGCGCUCAUGAGGUUCCUCUGCACCAAUGAAACUGCUCUACGAAGAGAUUUCUUACAAGAACACAAAUGCUGGAACGUAGUUUCACCGAACUGGUCGAGGUGUGUUAACGAGCUGCAAGAGGAUGUUCGUGAGAUCACCAACCGGUCAAAACAACUCACGUACUUCUACAGUAAUGGUGAACUGUGCUGUGCUCGCGACGCAUUCGUGAUGUGCGUAGCAGACGCGGCCCGUGUUUGCUCUACAGGAGGAAGCACCUUACUUAGACGGAUGGCGUGGGUCUUAGCCCAGGACGUAGCGGCCUGUAAUUAUCAACCCAGAGCACGCUGUGCUGCCUCAGCGCCGUCAUUUUCUAUACCACUUUUCACCGCCUUAAGUUACUUAAUUUACCCUCCAAUAUUUUAAUUUUAAGCAUUGAGGAAAUCCAUGAUUUGUCAGAAGCAGCUGGUGGUUUUAAAAGGGAUGAAUGCGGAAAAGAUGGGAGCAAUUUUUUAGAGAUGCAAAUGGUAAUCUGUGACGCAUGAUAUCGUCAUUGAACGUUAGAGCCCCAUUCCGUUGGCGGCCAUAUAAAAAUAUGUAUAAUAGGCGUGAAAAUAUAUUGUUAAAGUGAAUUACAAAAAUUUAGAUCAAAAUUUCUUUUUUAUUGCUUAGAUGGGUGGACGAGCUCACAGCCCACCUGGUGUUAAGUGGUUACUGGAGCCCAUAGACAUCCACAACGUAAAUGCGCCACCCACUUUGAGAUAUAAGUUCUAAGGUCUCAGUGUAUAGUUACAACGGCUGCCCCACCCUUCAAACCGAAACGCAUUACUGCUUCGCGGCAGAAAUAGGCAGGGCGGUGGUACCCACCCGCGCGGCCUCACAAGAGGUCCUACCACCAGUAAAAAAAUAAUAAUAAUAAUAAUACACAAAUAUGUAUGUGUGUACAUCAAUUUAAAAAGUUAUUUCAUGUAUUCCCACUAAGCGGUGCAUUUUUAUCACUCACUAGUCGUGUACUAUAAAUGUUAUAGUAAGCUUAUAGAAUACUUCGGAGGCAAAUUUGCAGGAAAAAAAAGUUUGUUUAAAUAUGUAAAGCAAAACAAAAUAUUUCUAGUCAUAUGAUUUAUGUAUUUCUUAUUUAUUAUUAGUGCUAUGAUACGUAUAAAUAGAUCAAUCAGCAGUAGUACACGCAUUUUGGAACGAAGUUCCUUAUGGGACGAUGCGGAGGGGUACCCUAACCGGGAAUAAACGUCCGUAACGUAAGAUUUUUAUCAGUAAUGCACACAGUGUACGACUUAACGUUGUAAUAACGUACAAAAAAUAACAUAUUUGUUUAUCAUUCAUUGACCACGAUCUCAGAGCGUUCGCAUGUUACCGAAUGACCGUGGGUUGCUACGAAGCCUCCAGUUUUAUUUUCUCUAUGCCACGAAUAGAACUUAAAAUUAAUAUUUUUAUAAUAAGGAACUUCGUUCCUAUCCGGUAUCCCACGGCACCACACAUAUUUCUUCUUUAUUGCUUUGAUGAGUGAAAAAGCUCACGGCCCACCUGAUUUUAAGCGGUUACCGGAACUCAUAUACGUCUACAACGUGAAUGCCACCACUAUAUUAUUAUUUAUUUUAUCUUUUUCUUAUUAUAUUCUUCUUACAUAAAACAAUAUUAAGAAGAUUACAAAUUUCCCAACGCUGAUUAUCAAGCCUAACUUAUGAAAUAAUCAAUUAAAUGCUAUAAAAACAUAAAUCAGUCAUUAGGUUGUAGAUUCAACAAUCUUGACAUAAAAAUCCUUUUCCCUACCAUAUUAAUUUUUCCGAAAGUAUUUCCGCUCUUAUUGUCUUGUAAACUGGUAGUUUUUUUUGCUUUUACCCUUAUAUAGUCAGCAUAUAUAGAAUUUAUCUGAUUUUUUUUGUCCGAAACCUUAGAUAAAGUUGCAGAACAAUUUUGGGCCGGUUGCUAACUUUACUUAGUGGAAAUGUUUUAUCUCCCGAUUCUCCGAUAGUGAUCUAUAUUGAAUUAUACUUGUUCUUUCUACCAGCUAAGGUUUUGUAUUUAGACAGCCUAGUAAUGUUCAGACAUAUUGGAUUCUAGUCGUCAUUUAUGCGGUUCAAGUUUGCUAUGAAAACAUGUAAUAAAUUAGUUAUUAAUAUUAGAUUAUAUUAUAUUAUAUUUGUAAUAAAUAGAUAGAAUAGAUAGUUGGGGGGUAUAGGGACAAGUGAUACUCAAGACGGCCAGUGACACACUAACAUUUAUUACAAACAUAACAGAUAGUAAAUUCAAUUUGUUUUGUUUCUUAUGUAGCAUAAAUUGCUAUAUACUUUAGAACUAGUCUAUCAACUUUUGUCGUUCGUAGAAUUCGUUUCAAAAAUAAUAAAUAUUAAGCUGUUUAAAAUUGAUGUUGAUCACGAUAUUAUCGAAAUAUUUGUGUAAGUUGUAUGAUUGUUUAAAAACGCUCCAAAAGUGUUAUCUAGACGACUUCUCGCCCGUUGGGACAAAAAUUGUUAUUUUUCGAAGGGACAGAAUUCGAAACACGAAUAAACUAAAGAGGAAAUUAAA